AUGGUUCUGGCGGGGCUCGUGGACUUCAUGCAGUUUCAGGGACGGAACCUGGGGUUGUAUUUCAAGCCCACUAAGUGGAUAACAAGGACUCAACAGGAAAUAAACAGAGAGAAAUUGGAAGUGAUAAAGAUGCAAAGCAAAUUCCGUUUAAUUCGGUCGCUGCUCCGGAACCGGCGGGCCACGCUCUUCGAGUUCCGCAACCACGAGCACCUGCUCGCCACGCUCAGCCAGGACCUGGUGAACAAGAUCCGGGAUCUGGACGACAGCUCGGCCCGGAAAGUGCAGGCGUUGCUACAGCAGCAGAAAACCCUCUCGACGAUCAUCGAUGUCUUGGAAUACGUGCAUAAGAAGAAGCUGCAGGAUCUGAAGAGUGAGGUGCAGGAAUGGGAGGAGAAGGAGGACCUGAAGGUGCACAGCCUGGAGAAGCAGAUGGCUCAGCUAAAGGCCCAGAUCCAGAGGAUGCACGAGCAGGUGAACUUCCUGAGCACCUACAUGGACCAUGAGUACCCGGUCAAGUCCAUCCAGAUUGCCAUGCUGGGGCGCCAGUUGCAGCAGCUGAAGGACAGUCAUCAGGAGGAGCUGGAAGACCUCAGGGAGAUGCAGAACAAGGUCCUGCAGUCUUUGUACGACCGGCUGCAGAGGAAGAGAGAAAACAUUCUGCAUUCGCUGGUGAUGAAAACCUUGUCUCCCCAUCAAGAGGUUCUUCUCCAGAAGACCCGAGAAAUCCAGGACUUGUUAAGAUACAAGGAGAAGUUUGGAGAUUACAUCGCCCAGCUCGAGGAGAAGAUGCCUGUACUAAGGGCCGAGGUGAAGCAGCUCCAGGAACACAUCCUGGAGCCCCGGGAGGUUCUGUUCGCUGACAUCCUGCUUCGGAGACCCAAGUGCACCCCAGAUAUGGAUGUCAUCCUUGACAUCCCCGUGGAAGAAGUGCUCCCCUUCUAGGCGGUGUGCUCUGUGCC
Molecule: messenger RNA, 959 nt
Organism: Sorex fumeus (smoky shrew)
Lineage: Eukaryota; Metazoa; Chordata; Mammalia; Eulipotyphla; Soricidae
Exons: 9
Coding region: 1-942 (313 amino acids)
Source: RefSeq, a predicted model, not a curated record